GCGGAUGAGAAUCAGUAUGCGAAUACUCAGUGCUCAGUUCUGCACAAAGUUGGUGCAACCAUGUUUGAUUAUGAAACUUGCUCCGGUGGCUUUACGGUGGUCAGUAAGAGUACGUGAAUUAUUCUGUACGAACCGGUGAACAACUGAUAAACUGGCAAAGGAUGCCACCGGCAUCGGUAGUUAUUUCUUCGAAUCCACCUCACUUAAGCAAUAAUUCGUUCCUCGUCAAAUUAGCGGUGGAUCUCAAUGUGACCAGCAUCCCUCUGGCUAUUUUUCUACUAAUUUUGAUUUGCAUCGCAUGUAUUCUCUUUGUGGUUGUCCUAAUCCUAAUUGCGAGGAGUUGCAUACGGCGAAAAUUUAUUGCCAAACGCAAGCGGAAACCAGCCAAAGGGAUAUAUCUGGAUGAGAUAGCUGGUGCUGUGCUGGGAGAUGUCGAAAAUACGCUCGGUUCCCUGGAAUAUUCGCUUGAAUAUGAUUUGCAGAGUCAGCAGUUAAAAGUGGGCGUAAUUCAAGCCCAUAAUCUUCAGACUCCCGCUGGUGUGGACGCACUGGACGCAUACGUCAACGUAAAUGUGUAUAAACAAAAGGGAGGCAAGAAUGAACCGGUUGGUAAGCCACAGCAUACCAUCAGAAGACAUUCGCAAAAUCCGGUUUGGCAUCAGUCCUUCUGUUAUGAUGUUCGCGAAAGAGAACUUCAAGUUGUGUUUGUUGUUUUUGAAAUGUUCGACUACGAUAGUAUCGGGCAAGACAGAAGCAUUGGAAUUCUAAAGGUGACGUUAAAAGACUUGGAUGAAAGUGACUAUGCCGGACAAAUAUUUGAGUGUACUGGUUGGCUAAAGCCCGGAACCCCAAUGGUGGACGGUGUUGGUGAAUUGUGCGUUGGUCUCAGCUACUAUCCACAGCACAGUCGGAUAGACGUGACGAUUUACGAGGCACGUCAGCUUAACGUUGCCGACAAACUGUCAAAAAGAAAAGGAAAUCGCCUGCUUAUAAACGUGGAGCUACAAGACAAAAAGGGACGACGUUUGAGCUCCAAUGAGACAAAACCCAAGAGCGAAAUCAUCAAUCCAUAUUUCAACUCCAAGAUGAGCUUCCCAUCAAAGAAUGUCGAGUUGACCGAGUGUGCGGUCGUUUGUCAGCUAAAACGACAUGGCAAAUUAGGUGGAAACAAGACGUUAGCUUACUGUAUCCUUGGAUUUGGUUCAACAAUCAGUACCGGAUCAAAACAAUGGGAAGAGAUGUUGAGGAAUCCAUCAAAAACACAUGUAAUGUGGCACACUCUUAUCCAACGAGGCAAAGAUAGCGCAAAAUAAACCUACGCAUCUGCUCAAGUCUGCAUCGGCACAUCGUAGCCACUACAGGCGGCUGGCAAGUUUGGCAAAAUUUGUUUAGUGUGAACUUUGCUACUUUAUCAUACUUUACAGUUUAACUGAAUUAACUGUUCUUCAGGCAGAUAGCUAACCCUUUGUCCUUGGUGGGGUGAUUACACAAACUACCACAGCAGAAGAAGAAACGUUCAUUGAGUAUGUUAUUGUAACAUAAACACAUAAUGCAAACGCGGGUAUAGAAAGGGGAAAUAUGGUCAAAAGAUCGGAGGACUUCGGUGCAAUCGAACUACCAACAGUUGGAAUGGUGUCCGAUGACCCCAAGCCAUUGUAGUAAAAAGCCUUCCAAUUUGUACACAAAUUUUCGUGUAAACACUGUAAAUGUUUUCUGAAUAAAUGUAGAAUCGUGG
Dicrocoelium dendriticum is the source of this 1735-nucleotide messenger RNA. NCBI's taxonomy places the organism in Eukaryota, Metazoa, Platyhelminthes, Trematoda, Plagiorchiida, Dicrocoeliidae. The record is from the annotation of a GenBank genome assembly.